AAACCGAGGCCCCGGGGGAGCUGCAGGACUCGGAAGAGCCCGCCUGUCUGGAACCACCCCUCAGCGAGGAAGAAUACCGGGCUCUGCUGGAGGAGCUUUAGGACGCGGGCUGGGGACGGGGUCGGGGCAGGGCGGUGGCCUCUCUUUCGCGGGGAACCCCUGGCUGGGCACGGAGGGGCGUGUCUUCCCUCCGGGCUGACCCGCCUGGCAUUCCUGCCUUCUAGGUCUGGGCCCGGUGAGAGACUCCGCACAGCGGAGAACUGCCAUUCUUUCCUGGGCGUCCCGGGGAUCCCGGAGCCGGCUCAGGUACCAGCAGGUGGGCCGUCUACCGCGCACGCGCGGGUUUGCGGGCAGCCACCUGGCCUCCUCUGGGAGCAGCCCGGGCAGAGCUCUCUUGCCUUUCCGCCACCCCACCCCCGCCCGACCACCAUCGACCCCCCCCCCCCCCCCGGCAAUAUGCGUCCUUCCCCGGGCCGGGUGGAGACCCCGGUCCCGAGAAACACCGGGCCCGGACAGCGUCCAGGCCUUCUCUCCCUCCCGGGGCUCGCCCCCUCUGCGCCUCCGCUCCAGCGUCGCUCGCCCACCCGCGCCUCUGCGGCCUCCCAGGAGCUGCCACCAUGGAGCGCCUGGCGGCUAAACGCAGACCCCAGACCCCGGGCACACCCGGGAUGCUGACCCUUCCAGGCGGGAGGGAAGGCGGGCACAGAUGGAGAGAGGAACCGGAGACCUAGA
Molecule: messenger RNA, 732 nt
Organism: Nomascus leucogenys (northern white-cheeked gibbon)
Lineage: Eukaryota; Metazoa; Chordata; Mammalia; Primates; Hylobatidae
Product: WAS/WASL-interacting protein family member 3-like
Exons: 1
Source: RefSeq, a predicted model, not a curated record